AAUUCUUCCAUCACUAAAAAUUCCAUGGCAAUUCUGUAGAAAUUCCUGAUAUGUAUUCUUUCUCGAUGACUCCAAGUCCAUGACUGUCGGAUCACUUUCUAGAGAAGGAUAUAGUUUUCUAACUGGUUGCUGUGAGAAUCUAAGUAAUUGCUUAUCUUGAGGUAAGAUUCCACUUCCUUUCCAUCUAGGACGAUUGUCCAUGUCUCUUGAUGAGCAAAAGAAAAUAGCAUGUAUUACCUGAAGAGUGAUCAUCACUCCCCUGUUGACAAUUUUCUACGACGGUAUCUGAUCAGACAUAUAUUGUUGCUUAAGUUUGAUAUUCAAUGGAUUCAUAAGCUGACAACUUUCUUAGGUGAACAUGACUUCCCAAACGAAACCUUCCGGUCAAUUCAAGAUCCUCUAUUUCGCCUCGGCUACCAGUUUCACCAACAAGUCCGAGGAAUACCUUGAUGCGCCUCUCAAUUCCCGAGAACUGUUCGAUGUAUUAGACCAGAUGUAUCCAGGAAUGAAAGCUUCAGUUCUCGAUAGCUCCGCUGUGACCAGAAAUUUGGAAUAUCUCGACCUUGAAGAUGACGAUCCGACCAUCUUUCAAGCUGGAGAUGAAGUCGCUAUAAUCCCUCCUGUCAGCUCAGGAUAGAUAUCAUGUCAGGUAUAUCGCUCGAUUGACGCGGCGUACGGUCUUCCAAUUGCUCUAUGAAGGCAACUUCUCUUGUCAACGAAGCAAAACCCAGUCAGCCGAAUGUCGUGCAGGAUCUUCCCUCCCACAUAGUAUUCUUUCCUUCCAAUGCCAUGUUAGGCGAUUUGCGGUCGCAUCCACACGGCUAG
Messenger RNA from Eremomyces bilateralis CBS 781.70, 825 nucleotides. RefSeq lists its product as uncharacterized. The transcript has a single exon. The coding region runs from base 359 to 637 and encodes 92 amino acids. Gene Ontology annotation, cellular component: cytosol. NCBI's taxonomy places the organism in Eukaryota, Fungi, Ascomycota, Dothideomycetes, Eremomycetales, Eremomycetaceae. Gene Ontology annotation, biological process: Mo-molybdopterin cofactor biosynthetic process. The record is from RefSeq and is a predicted model, not a curated record.